AUGUUCUGUACAAAUUCAAUAAUUCGACAAAAACAUACAAAAACUUUGUUAGAUUUUUAUCGUUUUAAAUCAGCUUUAAGAACACACAUUUUGCCUAAAAGUAAAUCAAAAAAUGAUAUUAUUCUCUCCAAAAACAACAAUCGUUAUACAGUAACAGCUUUGCCUGGGGAUGGAAUUGGACCUGAGAUGCUUGGACAUAUUAAACGAAUAUUUUCUUCUUUAAAUAUUCCUGUUGAUUUUAAUGAUGUUGAAUUAAAUUCAAAAGACCCGACAGAUGAGGAAUUAGAAAAGGCAAUAAAUGCUAUACACAAAACUGGGGCUGCUUUGAAGGGAAAUAUUGAAACAAAAUUUGACAAUCCAGAUUUUAAAUCAAGAAAUAUGGAACUUCGACGUCGACUUGAUUUAGAGAAUACUGAAGGAGAAUAUAGUGGGCUAGAACAUGAACCUAAACCUGGAAUUGUUGAAAGUUUGAAGAUUGUAACCCGACAUGGAAUUGAAAGAAUAGCUCGUUAUGCUUUUGAUUAUGCUGUUUUGAAUAAUAGACCAAAUAUUACUGCAAUUCACAAAGCAAAUAUUCAAAAAUUGGGAGACGGUCUAUUUUUGAAGGUUUGUAAAGAAAUUGCUGAUACCGAAUAUAAAUCGAAAGGAUUACGUUUUGACUCUUUAAUUGUUGAUAAUGCUUGUAUGCAAUUAGUUAGCCGUCCACAACAAUUUAACGGGGCAAUUUUACUUAUGCCAAAUCUUUAUGGAAAUAUAAUUUCAAAUAUUGCUUGUGGUUUGGUUGGAGGGCCGGGACUUGUUUCUGGAAUGAAUAUUGGGGAGGAAUAUGCUGUUUUUGAAACGGGGACCAGAAACACAGGCACAUCUUUAACUGGUAAAGAUUUGGCUAAUCCAACAGCUUUUAUACGUGCAGCUAUUGAUAUGUUACGUUAUUUGGGGUUGGAUGGUUAUGCAGAUAAAAUGUCAGAUGCUUUAUUUAUUGCUUUGACUGAACGGAAAUUGCAUACACCCGAUAUUGGGGGUACUUGUCACAGUUCAGAUAUAGUUAAAGCUGUUAUUGAAUUGAUGCAAAAAUAA
Molecule: messenger RNA, 1077 nt
Organism: Meloidogyne enterolobii
Lineage: Eukaryota; Metazoa; Nematoda; Chromadorea; Rhabditida; Meloidogynidae
Source: the annotation of a GenBank genome assembly